This is a messenger RNA of Clarias gariepinus (North African catfish), 2852 nucleotides long. RefSeq names its product Kruppel-like factor 5b (gene klf5b). Gene Ontology annotation, molecular function: DNA-binding transcription factor activity, RNA polymerase II-specific; RNA polymerase II cis-regulatory region sequence-specific DNA binding. Lineage: Eukaryota; Metazoa; Chordata; Actinopteri; Siluriformes; Clariidae. The record is from RefSeq and is a predicted model, not a curated record. Gene Ontology annotation, biological process: regulation of transcription by RNA polymerase II.
AUGUCAGACGCGCGCGCCGCUCCUGACAGUUUCGCGUUGCCCUUCAGCUUCCCAGCGCGGCUGAGUGAUGACUUGAGCUCCAUCGAUCUGUUACGUGAACAGCAGCGUCUAAUGGCUACCGCUUUGCUGAGGAUAAACGCGUCUUCCACUGAAGCUCCACAGGAGUCGUAUAACACGCCUGUGACGGUGGCCGAGGCAGCGCAGGGAGACGUUUUUAGACCUCAGGAGCGUCUCACAGGGAGGAGCAGAUUUAAUGGCACCCCAGCAGAUCAGCACACUCUGAUGGAAAAAUACAUGCCGCCGCAGUUCCAGACCAUGCCAGAGCAUAAGAAGUUUAAUCAGAACGGUUUUAUAACCAUGGACCAAGGUUCACCUUACAGCAUCAACAUGAACGUCUUUCUGCCUGAGGUCCCGUACCUGCGUGCUGGUCUUUGUCGACCUACAAGGCCCACCCUGGCACCCCAGAUGAAACCAGAACCCAUGCAUUCAGUCGGCUACCCAAGUUGCCACAAUACUGCCCCAUCAGCUCAUCCGCCCUCAGAAUAUACACAGCACUUCAGCCCAGCAAGUGCAACAUGCAGCUCUGUGUACAUCAAGCAAGAGACACAGGAGCUUGACUAUCAAGAUGUUCCACUAUUUCAGCUUCUGAAUUCAGACCUAGAUGCUGUAAUGCCCGGUCCGCAGUCUUCCAUUUGCACUUCAAUGCCAUCAUACAACAGCAUGAAUUCAUCCAUCGCUCCACUAGGAAGAAGACCCAUGUGUGACAUGAGCAGUUGUGGGUCGUCAGCUGCCGGUCACUUUGGUCAGCAUCAUCACCAGCCCAGUGUACCGUACCUUCCCCCUUCCCCUCCAAACUCUGAGCCCAGUAGUCCUGACAGAAGAAAAGAACUCUUACACAAGCUUUCACCUCCUCCCUCCUAUGCAGCCAGUAUUGCAUCUAAACUGGUAGGGCCGGCUUUAGGCCCUCAAGCAGCUGUACCAGUACAAACACAAGCCGUGCCUGCCAGGCACAACCGUAGGAACAAUCCUGAUCUAGACAAAAGGAGGAUACAUCACUGCAAUGUUCCAGGUUGUAAGAAAGUCUAUACCAAGUCCUCCCAUCUGAAGGCACACCUACGGACUCACACAGGAGAGAAGCCGUACCAGUGCUCUUGGGAGGGCUGCGAUUGGCGUUUCGCCCGCUCUGAUGAGCUGACACGUCACUUCAGGAAGCACACGGGUGCUAAACCCUUCCACUGCUCGGUGUGCAGCCGCAGCUUCUCACGCUCUGAUCACCUGGCCCUCCACAUGAAGAGACACCAGAGCUAGAACCAUGGUGCCAUGCGGCCUUUCAUACCUUUCUCUCUUUCUGUCAUUAGAACUUGGGUGUGUUGGUUUUGCUUUGGUUUUGGCAGCUCAUGAUGCACUAGUAAACUGUGUUGGCACUAGACCAGUAACCUUGUGGAACACAACAACCACGUGAUGAGAAUCUGGCCGGGAGGUUUUUUUUUAUCUGCUGUUUUUAUUUCGUUGUACUAAAAGUGUAUUUUUUUUUCAUAAAAAUGUGCCUUUUUCCUAUUUUGAAAACACAAAAUUUACUUUUAAUGCGUAAUGUAUUCCUAAACCCAUUUCAUCUAACAGUUAAUUUCACAUUUUUGAAAGUGAAAUGGAAAGCUUAACUUGUUUGGAAAGCCCUGAGGUGUUAAUAAGAUUAACAGGCAUUUUCAAAGAACAAGCUGAGUAUGGAGUGUCUCAAAAACUCCUGUAUGAAGCACAGAGUAAACAAAGAAUCAAAUCCAAAAUACCAAAGACAGAAGUUUAACCCAUUUAUUCCUGUAUCUCUGUCACGGCGAAAUGAUUCGAACCAUUUAUAGGUGGGCUUUUUGUUUUUAUAGGGAAAGAUUUUAUUUUCAAUUAAAGCACAUAAAAGAAACACAAAACGUUGACAGAUUUUAAAUAUUUCAUUUGCAACAUUAAUAGCUAUGUGUAAAUACUGUAAUUCAUUUACUCAAUUAUUUAUUUUUUAUUCAGAUGAUUUAUUUUAACUGUAUAAAGUACUUCUCUAUGCACAUCCACAUAUGUGAAUAGAGCUAUGGGAAUGAUGGUUAUAUUGAUCAAAAUAAAUCUUUUAGGUAAGUUAAGAACUACAUUAUUAUUAUUAUUAUUAUUAUUAUUUUUGGGGAUAACGGCCCUAUCAGAUAAUGCAUUUUCUACAUGUCAAGCUUACAGUGUUUUUUAUUUUGUGCUUAUGUAUGAUAUCAAUAAUGUUUUUAAAUAUUCUGUUCAAGUCCCGCUCUCUUACAGUGACAAUAUAAUAAUGAUAGCAGACAUCAUAUAAUGAAUUCUGAAGAAGGACCGUUACAUCUAAUGGCUUUUAUAUGCUUCACAUCGAGACCUAAUUUCAUGAAUGCAAUUUGUGCCAGUAUUAAAAGCAGAAGCUUUAAUACAGUGAUGCAUUUGUAUUUGGACAGCAUUUGGGUCACAGAUUUCAUACUUCAUUACCAAUUCAUGCUUCAUUAUUUUCUAUAGAAACAUUAUGUGUGCAUAAAUCAGAGUAACUCCCUUGCUGUACAAGUUAAACUGGCAUUUCCUGCUACUUUGUUCCUAGGCACUGUGUCUUGCCAUGUCUUUUACCACACCUGUCAUGUUUUAGGCACAUAGCUCUAUGAUCAUAGGUGCGGUGCAAUUACAGUGUAAUUAAACUGAAUUGAUCGAGGGAACAGCACAGGCCUGUAAAAAUGUAGCGAUAUUAUUAGAGAAUUUGGUGUUUGUAAUGUGCUGGUACAAGCCUAUAAUUUUCAUACUAUUAGCAUGUACAGAUUGACUCAUAUGUACAAUAUGAAAUAAAAUAUUGUUUUAUUUUAUACAACACA